AUGGAAAAUAAAAAUGAGAAGCGAGAAACAUCACCAGAAUUGUCAUCAGAUAAUUUAGUUUGUGAAAAUGAACUAGAGAAUAAAACUGACAAAGAUAUUAAUGAUACAAUAAAUUUCGAAAAUACCGAAAAAAUGAAAAAUAUACAUGAUGUGAAUAAGGAAAUCUUUAAGAGUAGUAACUUUGAGAGCAAUACCGAGAGUUGUAAUAGCAGUGAAGAUAAAUGCAAUAAUAAAGACACUUCAAAUUCAAUGAAUAAAAAUAAGAAAAUACCUGAUGAUGAUUCUUUAGCGAAGACAGAUGAAAUAAGUAAUAAAAAAAAAAAAACUAAAAAUACACCGAUAAAUAAAAUACCUGAUUCAAAUAUAAAUACAAAAAUUAUGAAUCCAAUAGAUAUAAUACCACCGAAUUAUAGAGUAGCAUUACCCAACAUAUCAAAUUAUACACAACUAUAUCAAAUAAAUAUUCCAUAUGUGAAUACACAUAGCAUGAAUUACAAUCUACAAAAUUACAUGAGCAGUUCAUAUAAAAAAUAUAAUAAUAAAUAUAUAUUAAAUAAAGAUUUUAUAAAUAAUAAUAUGACACCAAUAGUACAUUGCCCACCAAAUGGUGUAAAUACAAUGGACGCAAUGAGUACGAUAAAUUAUAGUAAGAAUAAUUUAUCCAAUUAUUUUGAUUCCGCUGAUAGAAUAAAUGAUAAUAAUUCUACACACAUGCAAGGAACUUUAAACAAUAUAUAUUCAAAUUACAACGAUCCAAAUAUGUUUUUAAAUAAUGAAAAUUAUAUUAUACCUUGCAAAUACACUAAUUAUUGUUGUCCCACAUAUAUGCCUCCUUGCACAGUUGUUAACUACAUGAAUGAUUUACAAAAUAAUAAACCAUAUCAUCAAGAUAAUACAUUAUAUGAUUCCAAUAAUAGAUUAAAUAAUAAUAUUAACAUUAUAAAUAGUAAUAUAAUAAAUAGUAGAAUUGGAAAAGAAUCGAUGGGAGCAAAUUUUGUAAAUGUGGAAAAUAAUCGAAACUGUGAUAAUGAGACAAAUACUAUUGCGGUAGAGAACUGUAAUAAUAUUGGAUUAAUAAAUUACGAAGAAAAUUGGUUAUAUCCAAACUUUAACAGAUUUAUAUUUGCUCCAAAAUUGCAAUUUAAUAAAGAGACAUAUCAAUUUCCUGGAAUGGGUAACGAACCCAAUUGUAUAAAUAUGGGCGAUAGUAAUAUAAUAUUAGAAAAAAAAAAGGAAAUGGAAUAUAACAACACAAACGUACCAAAACAGAUGAAUAAUAAUAGCUCUAUGAAUUGUGGCACAAAUGUUGAAAACAAUGAAAACAUGAUUCGAAAUAUAGACAAUAUAAAUACGAUAAAUAAAAUGCCAGAUAAUAUAUUAAACAAAUAUAAUAAUGUGAUUAAUUAUAAUGAUAAUAUAAACACUGGUAGUAUAUAUAAUAUAAGAAGAAGUAACGAAAUGUACAAUUACUUAAAUAAUAUAUGUAAUAAAACUUAUAAUAUUAGAAUGUAUCCAAUAAAUGAUAAUAGCCAAAAUCCUAUAAAUAAUUAUCAACAAAAUAUGGCUUAUUAUAAUAUUAUUAAUUCGAAUUUUUACACAUCUCAUCAAAAAAAUUACUUUUGUAAUCAGUUUAUGAAUAAUUACCCUGGUGUCCCAUUACCAUGCGUUGACAUUUAUAAUGCGGAAAGCAUUGGCUAUUCUGUUAACCAAUCGCAUAGCUAUUUGGCUAACGAACCAAUGAUAGGCGAAAAAAUUAGAAAAAAAAAAGAAUAUAAACAUGCACACAAAGAUUUUAAUGAUAAAACUUUGAUUAGCAAAAAAAGUAAUAUUAGUAAUGAUGACUAUCUCGAUUUAACUGCUAUAUCUGGAAACGUAUACAAAAUAGCCAAGGAUCAAUCCAAAUGUAGAACACUUCAAAAAAUUCUCGAUAAAAAAAAUCAAAGUUGUAUCGAUGAAAUAUAUAACGAAGCUUUAGAGCAUAUAAUAGAAUUAAUGAUGGACCCUUUUGGAAAUUACCUUUGUCAAAAAUUAAUAGAAGUUUGCACACCUGAACAAAUAGAGAAAAUUAUUGAUAAAUCAUCUGAUGAAUUAAUAAAUGCCUCCAUAAGUGUUCAUGGAACCCGAACUGUUCAGAAGCUCAUAGAGAUGAUAAAAACACCGUCCCAAAUAAGAAAAAUAACCAAUUCACUAAAAAAUUCGAUAAUAAUAUUAAUAAAAGAUAUAAAUGGAAAUCAUGUUGUCCAAAAAUGUUUAGGUACUUUAUCCAGCAUUCAAUGCAAUUUUAUUUAUGACGAGAUUUUAAAAAACUUCGUAGAAGUAUCAACACAUAGGCAUGGGUGCUGCGUAAUUCAACGAUGUAUUGAUUCUGCGAAUGAGGCUCAAAAGGAACUUCUUAUAAAUAAAAUAUCAAGUAACAGUCUUGAGUUAGUACAGGAUGCAUUUGGGAAUUAUGUAGUACAAUAUAUAUUAAAUAUGGGAAAUGAAAAAGUUAAUUUUGAAAUAAUAGAAAAAUUAUUAAAAGAUAUUGAAAAGCAUGCUGUUCAAAAAUUUUCAUCAAAUGUUAUAGAAAAAUGUUUAAUAAUCGGAACUACUAAAUGUAGAAAAAUUAUGAUAAAUGGACUACUAAAAAAAGGAAAAAAUGUUUUAAAAAAUGUUAUUUUAGACAAAUAUGGUAAUUAUGUAAUACAAAGAGCUUUAUCUGUUGCGCCCGAACCCGAAUUAACAAAACUUGUAGAAGGAAUCAAGCCAUAUAUAAAAGAGUUGCGUAAUAUAAACUCAGGUAAAAGAAUUGCUUGGAAACUUGCAAAAAAACACCCAGUAUUAAAUAUAGAUAUUAGUAAUAAUUAUAAAUCCGGUAAUUCUAGUAAGUAUUCAGAUUCUAAAUAUAAUAUUCACCAAAUGAAAAACGACAAUAAUUUGACACAAAAUAUUCAUGAAUAUAAUAGUGAGUCGAUAAGUUGUUCAGAAAAUUACCCAAAUAAUAUUAAUGAGAAUCAUAUAAAUAAGUAUUAUAAUAAAAAAAAAUGCAAAAAUAAAAAUAAUUCAUUAAAUAUUAAAAAACAGUAUAGCAAACAUAAAAAAUGUAUAAUAUCAGAACAAAGUGAUACAUCAAAAGAAAUUACCCAAAAAGAUGAUCUUAAUUAUUAUAAAAAAAAUAUAUUAGAAAGUUAUCAAAAUAGUGAAAGUACUACAAAUAAUUGUGGGUAUAAUUAUGAAUAUAUUAUUCCUGAUGGCCGUGCAAAUAUUUUUCAUGAAACCGAAUAUGAUAAACUUGGAAGAACAAAGGAAAAAUAUAAUAGUACCGAAAAUAUAAGUGAGUGCAACACUCAAGACAUAGAUAAACAUAGUGAACAAUCUAUUACACAAAUGGAAUUGCAAAAUGUAAAAUAUCGAAAUAAUAUUGACAUUGACGAUAUAGACUCAAUGGAUAAAAAUAAUUGUGAACAAAAUAGAAAAAACACAAAAAUGGGAGAGUUUAAUUUUCAACAUUAUGAUUACAAUGAAGUUAACAAAAAAAAAAAAAAAAAAAAAAAAAUGAGCAAUUCAGGGUAA
Molecule: messenger RNA, 3552 nt
Organism: Plasmodium berghei ANKA
Lineage: Eukaryota; Apicomplexa; Aconoidasida; Haemosporida; Plasmodiidae
Product: mRNA-binding protein PUF1
Exons: 5
Coding region: 1-3552 (1183 amino acids)
Biological process (GO): post-transcriptional regulation of gene expression
Cellular component (GO): cytoplasm
Molecular function (GO): mRNA binding
Source: RefSeq, a predicted model, not a curated record